Molecule: messenger RNA, 1423 nt
Organism: Galendromus occidentalis (western predatory mite)
Lineage: Eukaryota; Metazoa; Arthropoda; Arachnida; Mesostigmata; Phytoseiidae
Gene: Tdg
Product: Thymine DNA glycosylase
Exons: 5
Coding region: 202-924 (240 amino acids)
Biological process (GO): base-excision repair, AP site formation
Cellular component (GO): nucleus
Molecular function (GO): pyrimidine-specific mismatch base pair DNA N-glycosylase activity; uracil DNA N-glycosylase activity
Source: RefSeq, a predicted model, not a curated record
AAGUUUCAUCCGCGCGCGCAAACUCAGUGGGACGCCGUCAGCUGAAUUGGAGAAACGAGAAGAACAGCCACACGAUUUCGAGGCAAAAAGUGUUCUUCCGAAGGUCCAAACGGGAUCGAAAUUCGAUCAUCGGAUUUCGGCUCGAUCCACAAUCUCCCGAAAGUCAGCUUUCUGUCACUCGCAAAAGACUUGACAUUCGAGAUGGCAACCUCGAGCUCAGCCUUCAAGGGCUAUUUGUCAGCAUUUGCGCGUCCAAGUGCAAAGAACGAGGAGAUCCCUGGACCGCCGGCUGGUAAAGCGACGGGCUCGGAUUCGGCUGCAGAAGCCGACGAAGAGGUGCUGCGUCGGACACUCCCCGAUUUUAUCCGGCCUGGUCUCGAUAUGCUUCUUAUCGGUAUAAAUCCGGGCUAUAUGUCGGCGAAAACUGGCCAUUAUUACGCCGGUCAUGGAAAUCAUUUGUGGAAAUCUAUGUACGACGCUGGCCUCUUCCCUUACCCGAUCGACUGGCGAAACGAUUCCGAAGUCCUGGAUUGGAACAUCGGCUUGACAAACCUGGUGCCUCGAGCCACCCGUGGUCAGAACGACAUCCUGACAGAAGAGUUCCAAAGCGGCGCUCAAGAACUGCGUCGGAAAAUCUAUGAGUUCAAACCGAAGAUACUCGUUUUCAAUGGACGGAAAAUCUACGAAGCAUUCCGUGGUACCGAAUUGCAGCACUUCGGAUUGCAGAAGAGCAUGGGACAAGUGCAGGUCUAUGUGAUGCCGUCCUCGAGUCCUCGGUCGAGCCUCUAUCCUCGGAGGGAAGACAAAAUGCACUUCUACAAGGGCCUGAAAAAAUUGUACGACCACGUGAAGGACGGUGUCGCGUUGGAUGUCGAUGAGAUCCAGUUCGAGCCGAAGAAAAGAACAACCAAAACCACUCCAUAGAUCGAGAUUUUAUUCCCCGUUCCGUGAAAUUAGAGAGAGAGAGACGAGACGCUCCCGAUGAGUUCACUGUCAUUCCCCUUGCUCCUCCCUCCCUCUCUAUCAACUCAACUCACACGGAGAUCACGGAGACUUUCCAACUUUCUCGUAGAACAUUAUUCAAGGCCCGAAUCCGAUUCCAUUGCGGAAGGCAAUGGGGCAGAUACAGAUCAGCUUGCUGUAGCUGAGCCGUUUUUUCACUGAAACUCAUGCAUGAUGUAUGAGACGCACAAUCAGCGUAGGACCUAGCAAGGCGGGGUGAAUUUCAAUUCCCACCUGUCGGCUGUUUAACAAUGAACGGGAACUGAAAGCGUUUCUCGCAUCAUCGGAGGGCCGCGCCAUCGUGGGAACAAAUACUAUAUAGUGAAGCAAUAAUGAAAGUAGGUACUCGGAAUCUCGAAAGCGACACAAGCCCGAUACUCGGAGCAGAUAAUACGUACGUAUACGGGAAAUAAAUUCCAAA